Messenger RNA from Suillus subaureus, 466 nucleotides. RefSeq lists its product as uncharacterized. Lineage: Eukaryota; Fungi; Basidiomycota; Agaricomycetes; Boletales; Suillaceae. The record is from RefSeq and is a predicted model, not a curated record. The transcript has 2 exons. The coding region runs from base 252 to 440 and encodes 62 amino acids.
AGGCAAUAAGGUCUGUCACAGCUAUAGAGCACCGGAUGGUCAGGACAUCUCCAGCUAGAUCUGCUUCUCUUCUGACUUCUUUAUUUCAGGGGCCGCGAAUCCGGCGGAGAUGCCUGGAAGCAGUACGUUCGCUGGAGUGCAUGCACGAUCAACUUUUCCGAUGCUGCACCUCUGGCGCAGGGAGUGAACUUCUCCACAUGAUCGAGAUAGUAAUUUGAAAACCGGCCGAGCCUUCAGUACUCGAUUGGACGAUGGGUUAUCUCGCGGCUGUCGUGGCACCGCAAUUGGGAUUUAGGGUGAUUGCAGGGGCCAGCCAAGUAUGGAUGGUAUCCAAUGGCACUCUUUCUGUAGUGGGCUUCAUCGUUAUUCUUGUAAUCAUAGCUGCCGUUUCUUCUCUCAUCACAACCAUACCUAUAUCUGGACACCGGCCAGCGUCGUGAUGAUAUAUAAACGUGAGAGCAGUCCG